Molecule: messenger RNA, 1542 nt
Organism: Pistacia vera
Lineage: Eukaryota; Viridiplantae; Streptophyta; Magnoliopsida; Sapindales; Anacardiaceae
Product: katanin p60 ATPase-containing subunit A-like 2
Exons: 11
Coding region: 161-1336 (391 amino acids)
Molecular function (GO): ATP hydrolysis activity; ATP binding
Source: RefSeq, a predicted model, not a curated record
UUCUACUCUUUUCUCCUCUUCUCUAAAUAGUGUAGAACCUCGUGCGAGUUUUCACUGGCAAUCGAACUGACAAGCGAGCGACACAGAGAGAGAGAGAGAACGAAGGAGAGAGAAGUUAUUUGAGAUCUCUCUUUUGCUUCUCCUCUCAAAAUUAUCAGCAAUGGCCGAUGAACCUUCCGUUACUCGCUGGUCAUUUCAGUUUGGGAGAAAGAAGCCAACGGAAUCAUCACAAAAUGGUCAAAGCACUGAAAAGCCAGUUUCUAAUGGGAGUUCAUCAAAUGGCAAUGGCCAUGUUCAGAGAGAGAUGUCCAUUUACGAGCAGUAUCAGAACCAGGCUAGGAGCGCAACGCACCUGAAUGGAGAUUUGUCGAAUGGAACUAAUGGGAUACUGCAGAAGCCACUGCUUCCUUCUUUUGAAUCAACUGAAACUCGUGCUUUAGCUGAGAGUUUAUGUAGGGAUAUAAUUCGUGGAAGUCCAGAUGUUAAGUGGGAAAGCAUCAAGGGGCUAGAGAAUGCCAAACGUUUACUUAAAGAAGCAGUUGUCAUGCCGAUAAAAUAUCCCAAGUAUUUUACUGGCCUUCUAUCACCAUGGAAGGGUAUUCUUCUUUUUGGCCCACCAGGAACAGGAAAGACAAUGCUUGCAAAGGCUGUUGCAACAGAGUGUAAGACUACAUUUUUCAAUAUUUCAGCAUCUUCUGUUGUCAGCAAAUGGCGUGGUGAUUCAGAAAAGUUGAUAAAGGUAUUAUUUGAACUUGCAAGGCACCAUGCUCCUUCAACUAUAUUUCUGGAUGAAAUUGAUGCAAUAAUCAGUCAACGUGGUGAAGGACGCAGUGAGCAUGAAGCUAGUAGGCGUCUGAAAACUGAGCUACUGAUACAGAUGGAUGGUUUGACACGGACUGAUGAACUUGUAUUUGUCUUGGCGGCAACAAAUCUUCCUUGGGAAUUAGAUGCAGCCAUGCUUCGGCGUCUCGAGAAGCGAAUCCUUGUACCUUUGCCUGAACCAGAAGCGAGAAGAGCCAUGUUAGAAGAACUCUUGCCUUCGCAGGCUGAUGAGGAGGGCCUUCCUUAUGAUGUAUUAGUGGAAAGGACUGAAGGAUAUUCAGGUUCAGAUAUCCGGUUACUCUGCAAAGAGACAGCAAUGCAGCCCCUGAGACGAGUAAUGGCACUCCUUGAAGACAGGCAGGACGUAGUUCCUGAGGAUGAACUACCAAAAGUUGGGCCAAUUAGAGCAGAAGAUAUAGAGGCUGCUUUGAAGAACACAAGACCAUCGGCUCAUCUCUACGCUCACCGAUAUGAUAAGUUCAAUGAAGAUUAUGGUAGUCAGAUACUCCAAUGAAGGUACCCCGUUGCUGAUAGCCUUUAAUUUGAUAGAUGUAAUAAUCCGUGGUUGACAAAUUGUUAAACCUUUGUAACAUUAUUUGUCACUAGGUGGUCAAUGAGUAUUUAAGAGUAAUGUGUUCCAAAUACCCACGGAUGUAUGUGUUCCGUUAUGUUGUUUUGGUGCGGUGACUGAACAUAUUCAGGUUAGCCAUUGUCUUAUAU